UCACUGAUCAAAGUUUACCCGUUUCUCAGCCUCAGUACCGUAGGUUAGUUCGAGUGCAAGUAAAAAGCAUUUAUGGAAAUAAUUUAGCACUUAAGAAGUGUACAUUUCUAUGGUUGAUCAUAAUAACUGUCCAAGGACCAAAUGCAAUGGAGGGGUUCGAUCUCGUGCCUGUAGACGGUGGCAGUCCUAUACACCUGCCCGUGGGGGAGACACUGCUGGGAAGGGGUCCAUUCCUCGGCGUCAGUGACAAAAGAGUCUCCAGACACCACGGCCUUCUUGAGAACCUGAAUGGCCAGCUGCGCAUCAAACCUAAACAGUCAAGCUCUUCAAGAUGAAGACGAGGCUGUUAUUAAGUUUCCUACUGCCUCUCCUGAACCAAGCGACAAACCUGCUUACCCCACUCGACAGGGCAAGGGGUGGACACCAAGCUCCCAUGUACAAGAAUCUAGACUGGGAGGUAGUGUGGACCAGAAGGAGCCAGAUGAACAGCUACCCAACGCACCUACCUCAAACCAGACGGAAGCUGGGGUAGCUGAAGCAGAAAAUGACAAGAACGAGCAGAAACUCGAACCAAAGAAAAGAGUGUUACCUGCUUGGAUGACGGUACCCAUUGCAGUUCCCAAGAACCCCACCACCACCACCACCACCACCACCACCACCACCACCACCAAAGGCAUUUAAAGCCAGGCAGCCGGUGAAGCCUAGUAAAGUAGAGGAGAGCGAGGAGUCGGACCACUCUGACGUGGAGGAGGAGGAUGAUGAAGAGAAGAGGAGAAGAAGCUUCCACAGUGAAAGACAGCAGCACUUCUACGAGCAGAGCGGAGGUCAGCGAGUCCGAGGACAGAGGGAGACAGCCUCAGAACAGUCAGAAGGUCGGCAAGGGGCCUCAGGGGUCAAGUGAAGUUUCAGGCCCCGCCCAGUCCAAAGCUUGGCUCAGGACGACCUGCCCCUUUGAAAAGGACUGUUACAGGAAAAACCCAGUCCACUUCCAAGAAUGCAGUCACCCCGGGGACAGCGACUACGAGGACGAUUCCGCGAAAGACGAGAAGGAAGAGGAGGACGCGGACCGACCUGAGUGUCCGUACGGCACAGACUGCUACAGGAAAAACCCUCUUCACUGGAAGGAAUACAAACACACCAAGAAGACUCGAGCGAAAAAGCCGGUAUCAUACAACAACAAUGAUGAUGAGUUUGGGGACGAUGACAGCUUCCUCAAUGAUGAGAGCGAGGACAUAAGUGAAGACUCUGACUAUGAGCCACCUGACUCAGACGACAGUGGCAAGGAGGACCUCAAAAGGCUCAAGAAAGAAGCCAAGGCCUUCACAAAUCUGAAAUGAACUAUUGGCCUAAACUUGACUAAUCUCCCCUUGCCUGUUUUAAACUAAGCAUGCUAUUUAAGCAGGGUUGAAGCGCAUUUGGGUAUACCCUUUUUCCUCUUUAAACACACUUGGAAUCCAGCAGGUCUAGAAUCUCAAAUAAUAUUAGUCUCCCUGUGCUGGGAAAAUAGUCAGCAAUUUACCCCAUCAGUUGGGAAGAAUCAAUAAUAGAAUUCGUGACUGAUUUAAAUUGUUUGUGUAUGAUGAUGUCAUAUUGCUGACUUUACCUUUUUUAAAGUAUUUUAAUUUAUGUGUAAUACUUUCUUGGAUAGUAAUUCAUCACUAGCAUUUUUGAGGUGUAGGUAUUCUUGAUUAUUGGUUUGUUUGAUUAGUAUGGACAAGCAGUUACAUUUUUUUUUUUUUAUCCUUUAAAAAUCAUUGAUCGGUGCCUUCAGAAAGUUUUCACACCCCUUGAUUUUUUCACAUUUUGUAGUUAUAAAGUGCAAUUAAAUUGUCAUUUUUUGGUCAACUAUCUACACAAAAUGUUUUGUAAUUUCAAAGAAAAAUGCUAAAUGUAGUAUUUAUUAAGGGUAAGUCUCUAAGAGCUUUGCACACCAGUAUUGUGCAAUAUUUGCCCAUUAUUCUUAAAAAAAUGAUUCAAGCUCUGUCAAGUUGGUUGU
Salvelinus namaycush (lake trout) is the source of this 1996-nucleotide messenger RNA. RefSeq names its product aprataxin and PNK-like factor. The record is from RefSeq and is a predicted model, not a curated record. Gene Ontology annotation, biological process: double-strand break repair. Gene Ontology annotation, molecular function: DNA-(apurinic or apyrimidinic site) endonuclease activity; 3'-5' exonuclease activity. Gene Ontology annotation, cellular component: site of double-strand break; nucleus. Bases 756 to 1337 code for a protein of 193 amino acids. Lineage: Eukaryota; Metazoa; Chordata; Actinopteri; Salmoniformes; Salmonidae. The transcript has 9 exons.